AGCGAGUUCGCAUCCUUUGGAACGUAUACAACUGCAGCUCUCUGGAAGACAGUUGGAUAUUUCAACGCGUUUCACGAGAAUGGACGGAUUAAAAAUUCUGGCGUUUCUUCUCACGAUCGCCGUGGGGAUCAAAUGCCAGAACAUGACGUCGGGGCCUCUGCCCCCCAUGCAAAUGGCCCACCGAGUGACUCUGGACCAGAUGGGGAAAUACGUUCUGAGGUGGACUCCGGGGAAAGAUGAGAUAGUCUUCGAAGUCCACGUGGCUACAACUGGCUACGUCGGUUUAGGAUUUUCACCCAACGGUGGAAUGAAAGGGUCCGACAUCAUCAUUGGAGGGGUGGAUGACACAACAAAAGAGGUCUACUUAAAAGAUCGAUCUGCCUCUGGCAAUGAGGUGCCGAAAGUCGACGAUACUCAGAACGUCAAACUCCUGGCAGGUCAGCAGAAUGAUACUCACACCAUUCUGAGGUUCUCUCGUCCUUGGAUCACUUGUGACAACAAGGGGGAUAUGGAUCUGAGUAAAGAGGACACGACUCGUAUCAUCUGGGCCUACGGGACCUCAGAUCCAUCGAAGGGUGACCCCAUGGCCAUUAGUUACCAUACCCAAAGGGGCACCAAGAGCUUGUUCUUGAACGAGCCUCGCCUCCAGAUGCCCAACUUUGGCAGCGACGUCCAGACGUGGGACCUGAGGUCACCUAAUAUAACGCUGCCGAAUGACUUGAAGACACUUUAUUGGUGCAAAAUGUUCAAGGUUCCUCCUCUGCCUCGAAAAACCCACGUCAUUGGAUACGUCCCACUCAUUGCCAGCGACAACAUCCAGCACGUUCACCACAUCUUGAUUUAUGAGUGCUACAUCCCGGAGAGCGCGAAGUACUUUGAGAAGUGGGUAGACGUCAAAGGUACCCAGUGCUUCGGGGCAAACAUGCCCGUCUCCUGGAAGUACUGCACUACUCCCAUUGUCGCCUGGGCCAUUGGCUCAGAAGGAGGUUUUACGCCAGACCACGUGGGAUACCCACUCGGGGAGCAGCAUGGAGGAUCCACUUACUUCAUGAUGGAACUGCACUACGACAAUCCUAAUCUUAAGAGAGGUGUAGUGGACAAUUCAGGUAUCAGAAUCUUCCACACGGAGAACCUGCGGCCUAACGACGCCGGAAUCCUAAUAGUGGGCCACUCUGUGUCUCCCAUCCAAAUCGUACCCCCCGGGAGGGAGUGGAUGAGCGUCGGUAUCUGCAGUAGUAACUGUACGAAGGAGAACAUCCCAUGGAGUGGCAUCAAAAUAUUCGCCGGCUUCCUGCACGCUCACUUAUUGGGCAGAAACAUGACUGUGAGACACAUACGAAGUAGGAAGGAAUUACCAGUUAUCCAGAGAGAUCUGAGCUACGACUUCAACUUCCAAGAAGCAAGAAAUCUGAAGAAGGAACUGACUGUGUAUCCUGGAGACUCCUUCAUCACUGAAUGUGGACUGGACUCCAGGAGUCGAAGUGUUCCAACAUUCGGAGGAAUCGGUACAGAGGAAGAAAUGUGUCUGGGAUUCUUCUAUUAUUAUCCACGCGUCAAUUUAAGCUACUGUGUGUCUGGUCCCUCCAGGGCCAACGUCUUCAAGAAUCUCGGUAUAAGCGAGGUCUAUCCACCAAAACAGGCACAAGCAGGCACGGUGGACAAGUACGGUAUAGACGAAGCUUCCGAAACUAAGUUGGCCCAGGGCUUUAAAUCCGGCAACGUCACCUCCAAUCCGAUUAAGUUAAACCUAGCUGAGAUAUUCCGUCUGGUCGUCGUCAAAUCUCCUUCGAAAUUCCAGAACCAAACCCUCUUCGACAUUCUCACGUCCAGAGACACCUGGAAAGACGCAGACUUCGUCCAGAAGUUUCAAGAGGCUGUGAUCAGAGGAGACCACGCCCAGACCUGUGAGCAGAAGACGGACGUCCGCGGUGGAAGUCUGGAAAUCACAGAGGAAGAAAUCAUCAACUACCCAAACUUCCAACCUCUCCAAACCCCAAGAGAAAAAUGCAAAACGGUCAAUGAAGUUGGUGUCACAGGUGCCACAGGUGCCACAGGGGGUAUCUUGAAACCUUUGCCAUGCCCUGCAAGACUUCCAGGUUGUAACCAAUAUCGAUCUGCGAACAACAUUCUAGGAAAUCGUCCCUCUUUCUUCUAGACCUCAGUCUAGGGUCUGUUUGCGACCGGAAGGGACGUCAUGUUUUUUCGAAUCAAGGUCACUUUGUUGUUUUUUGUUUUGAAAAUCGUCCUUUUUUUGUUCUAGACCUUAACUUUGUUUGCAGCAGGAAUUGACGUCAUGUUUUUUCGAAUCAAGAUCAUUUUGUUGUUUUUUGUUUGGAAAAUCGUCCAUUUUUUUUUUAUGUUCUAGACCUUAACCUUGUUUACGCAGGAAAUGACGUCACGUUUUUUCGAAUCAAGGUCAUGUUAUUGUUUUAGUUUUGAAACUAUCCAUUUUUUCCUCUAGGCCUCAACCUUGCUUACAGCAUUAAGUGACGUCAUGCUGAUUUGAAUCAAAGUCACAUUAUUGUUUUGGUUUUAAAAUUGUCCAUAUUUUCUUGUAAACCUUAACCUUGUUUUGGCAGGAAAUGACGUCGUGCUGAUUUGAAUUAAAGUCACAUUAUUGUUUUGGUUUUAAAAUUGUCCAUAUUUUCUUGUAAACCUUAACCUUCCUUUGGCAGGAAAUGACGUCACGGUGUUUUGAAUCAAGGUCGUAUUAUUUUUUGGUUUUAAAAUUGUCCAUUUUUUUCGUCUAGACCUCAACCUUGCUUACAGCAAUAAGUGACGUCACGCUGAUUUGAAUCACAUUAUUGGUUUGGUUUUAAAAACGUCUAUUCUUAUUCUCCAGGACUUUAAUCUGGGGUUUGUUUACAACUGUAAAUGACGUCACGCUGUCUUGAAUCCAAAUCGUAUUAAUGUUUUUGGUCUUUAAAAAUGCAUUACACUUCAAACAUUUUUCGAAGAAAUAGCAAAUUUUUAUUCGUUAAAUAUUAAAAUAAACCAGGUAAUAUAUUUUGUCCGCAUUAUUUUAUGAAUAAAUAUUUUAUGAUCGCCUGUCUCCAAGACACUUAACUGACAAUGCUAAAUUUUGUUGGCUUCAAUUUCUGGAUGUAUUUUGUUUCUGAACUUUGUUAGCGAUCAGGAAUCAAUAAAAAUAA
Messenger RNA from Macrobrachium nipponense, 3152 nucleotides. RefSeq names its product DBH-like monooxygenase protein 1. The record is from RefSeq and is a predicted model, not a curated record. Gene Ontology annotation, biological process: norepinephrine biosynthetic process; dopamine catabolic process; octopamine biosynthetic process. Gene Ontology annotation, molecular function: dopamine beta-monooxygenase activity; copper ion binding. Gene Ontology annotation, cellular component: secretory granule membrane. Bases 80 to 2155 code for a protein of 691 amino acids. The transcript is spliced from 17 exons. NCBI's taxonomy places the organism in Eukaryota, Metazoa, Arthropoda, Malacostraca, Decapoda, Palaemonidae.